Molecule: messenger RNA, 5341 nt
Organism: Malurus melanocephalus (red-backed fairy wren)
Lineage: Eukaryota; Metazoa; Chordata; Aves; Passeriformes; Maluridae
Gene: RNF152
Product: ring finger protein 152
Exons: 3
Coding region: 452-1063 (203 amino acids)
Biological process (GO): apoptotic process; negative regulation of TORC1 signaling; cellular response to amino acid starvation
Cellular component (GO): lysosomal membrane; lysosome
Molecular function (GO): ubiquitin protein ligase activity
Source: RefSeq, a predicted model, not a curated record
GCAGCUUAUCCUGGUCAUAUUUGACCAAAAUAAGGUCUUUGGAGGCAGGGAAUGUGGACGUGUCAAAGUUUGCCGAUAAAAGGAGGGAGCAGCACAGCUGGUGAUGUGAGAUGGAGCACGCAGCAGCAUGUGACCUUUCUUCCUGUGUCUCCUCUUCCUAGGGCUGGCUGGUGACAAUUUCUAAGGUGCUGAAAGUUUCAGGCUGGAGGUUUUCCCGUGCCCUCUGUAGCUGCUGCCCGGUGCUGCCCUGGGGAGAAGCAGCGGUGGGAAGGCGAGUGCUGCCCUGAGUAGAAGCAGCGUUGGGAAGGCGAGUGCUGCCCUGAGGAGAAGUAGCAUUGGGAAGGCAGUGCUGCCCUGAGGAGAAGCGGUGGGAAGGCUGCUCCCCCUUGCCCUAGGGGUGCCAGGGUGCGGCUCAUCGCAAGGCCUGUUGUGCUUCCCUGCACCGCCCACCAUGGAGACACUGUCCCAGGACUCGCUGCUGGAGUGCCAGAUUUGCUUCAACUAUUACAGCCCCCGCCGGCGGCCCAAGCUGCUGGACUGCAAGCACACGUGCUGCUCCGUGUGCCUGCAGCAGAUGAGGACCAGCCAGAAGGACCUGCGCUGCCCCUGGUGCCGCGGGAUCACCAAGCUGCCUCCGGGCUACUCCGUGUCGCAGCUGCCCGAUGACCCCGAGGUGAUCGCCGUCAUCGCGAUCCCCCACACCUCGGAGCACACCCCCGUCUUCAUCAAACUCCCCAGCAAUGGCUGCUACAUGCUGCCCUUGCCUCUCUCCAAGGAGAGGGCGCUGCUGCCGGGAGACAUUGGCUGCCGCCUCCUGCCCGGCAGCCAGCAGAAGUCCCUGACGGUGGUGACGAUCCCCGCGGAGCAGCAGCCGCUGCAGGGCGGCCUUCCCGCCGAGGCCGGGGCGGAGGAGCCGGACCGGAGAGGCGCUGUGAAAAGCUCCACCUGGUCSGGGGUGUGCACUGUGAUCCUGGUGGCCUGCGUCCUGGUCUUCCUCCUGGGCAUCGUUCUCCACAACAUGUCGUGCAUUUCCAAGCGCUUCACGGUGAUCUCCUGCGGCUGAGGCGGCGGGGCUGUGCUCCCCCGUGGGCCGGGUCGGGUCGGUGGUGGUGGAUUGAGCGAGACAAUUGCGUGCAGCUUUCCCCAGUGACUGCAGGACGCUGUGCACCGGGGUGGCGGUGCCUGCCUGGCUGCAGCCCCCGGAGGGGUGGCAUCGGGCCUCUCGGCAGCCUGCGGGUAAAAUCACGUCCCGUGUCUGGCGGCAGUGGCACUGAGGAGGACUGCAUGUGUCACCGUAACCAUUUAUCAAAGGGACUGCAACUUCACAGUGAUUUUUUUUUUUAUUGUGUUACGAGAUUAAAGACCUCUGUGUAGCUGGUUAUACUGUGAAGUAUACAGUACGGGCUCUUCUUUAAACACAGUAUAUUGAAAUCAAAACUGCUCCACAUAGAAUUAAAUGAGAACUGGCGCACAACUGUACGAGGUGUUCAGUACCAGUCCACACGUGCAUUAGUUUUUAAUGAGGGGAGGGAGGGAGAYUCAUAGAACGCAGAAAUCAUUUAGCUGGUAAAGCGUUUUAUAUGUUUUAAAUGGCUCAUUAUUUAAACCAAGUUAGGGAGCUGACAAUAGUUUUUAAAAGGAAGCAUUUUACAAGCAAUCAUUUCCUUCCUUGGUGUUUGGUUUUUGCUUGCUUUUUCCCCAUUUCUUUAACUACAGGGAAGUGGUAAUAUCCAGCAUCUUUUGUUUGAAGGAGCUUCUGAGGAUGGAAGCGAAGUGGGCUAGGAGAAAUACCUAAAAAUGCAGUCAAAACAGCUCUACCUAAGCAGCUUUAUGUGAAGGAUGGGUUUGCAUGGUAAAUGUUGSACAUGCUGUUUUACCUCCAGUCUGGCUGCAGACUUCCUGAUGACCUGGCUGUCAUAGCUAUUAGUGAAGAAGUGGGUCAUGAGAAGUCCUAGGACUCGUGUGAGGAUAACAGAUUGUUCUUAAUUUUCUUUCACUAGAGGUUGGGUUUUCUUAGUUGUUUUUAAAGAAUUUAGACCUAUUUUGCCUCCCUUUUUCCUAGGAGAUGCAAUUGUGUACUCAUGGGUGGUAGGACAGAGGUAUUGCUCUAAGAAAGCUUCACCAUUGAAAUUGAGAACAAGGACUCUUGUAUGCAGUCAUUUGGUAAGAGGCAGUGACAUUUCUGGGAGAAGAACCUAGGCCAGCCUAACCUUUUACUGGGUGGAACACUCCUCCUAAAAUGCUGUGGCUCUCCUGGUGUCAGAACAUCCGGGUGAGCAUAACAGAGCCUCUUCCCAUGUUUCAGUCUUAUUAAUAUUGAUGUUCAUAAGGACAGAUUUGAAAAACAAACACAGGAAGUGUCUCCCUYCACCUGUGACUGCCAUGAAACCCCAGUCAUUUGCAGUUCACUUCUUGGGAAGAGCCAAAAUUCCUGAACGUGCACUGCAGUGGCACCUUGCUAUAAGCAGUCCCACUAGCUUUAGUAGUGCUGCUCAUAAGUAAAAUAGAGCCCAGUGUGAAUUUGGGUGUUUGGCAAGUCUGAAAGCUGAAACUAAUGUGAGAUUUAGGGAUUGGAUCAAGGGGCACAUGGCAGACCUUUACUAAGACAGAAAAACCUGUUGAUUUGCACUGCUUCUUUUGUGUGUACAAGGAUAAUCUCUCCAAAGCGUGUCCUCCUGUCUACCUACUGCUUUUUCUGAUUCUUAGAGAUUGCUGAAUGCCAUAUUAUAACAAAGUUUGGACUAUGCAGUGCCCAAGUUGGCCCCAUAGUUGUCCUUGGUUUUCUUGUUAUGUCACAAAAUCCAGUUGCUGGUUCACAAUAAACAUUCUCAGUUCAGACUUCUGUCAGGAACAUACCUCUAACUUCAUGCUGGAUUUCUGUCCUUCCCUGUUCCUAAACCACUGUUUUCUUCCUUGAUUCCCAUUAACUGAAGAAUAGAAUAUAGGGUGCUUAGUUGCUAUGGUAUGUGUUUGGUCAUGUGCGGAGAGGAACCAUUUUGCUGAUUUUUAGCUACUGUCAUAUGUAUGCACAGAAAAAAAAAGGCUUCAGAUAACACACUCAAUGCCUUUAUUGUGCAAAGGCCCAUGUGCAGUAUGCCUUGAACCUGGCUUGCAAGUAUUGUAAAAUAUGGACACCACAGCAUGUUUCAUUUGGUUGCAGUAGGGAACACCAGGUAUUCCCAAAUGUGUCUUGUGAACGUGCUUGUCUCUCGUUGCCAGUAGGUAGCCAGAUUUCUACUGACAUCCAUGCUACGCUGCUUAUUGUGUAAAGGAAAGCCAGUUCACAAAAUUCCUGCCUUUCAUAAGACUCUUGAGGAAUGGACCAGACACAGGACUUGACCCUCUACUGCCUUAUCCUGUAGCAAUUGCUGGGUGUACCAGAAGCAUACGGCAUAGGUGAAAGAUGCUCUGAGAACAGCAYUGGUGCAUUUUGCUUCUGCAUUUGUUUAUCUGAGUUGUCAGUGAAUGCACAAAAAUGUGAGGCAGUCAAGUAGCGGGUCCUGGUGACACCGUGGUGAUAAUGUUACCUCCUUCCAGCCAUACCUGCCCGACUGAAGCUCUUGAGGCCGAGGAUUCUCUGGAUGAAGAAAGGCCCUCUUCAUCUCCACAUGGAGAGUGCAGAGGACUCAGAAAUUAGGUUAAAAUACCACACUGCAUAACACAUUAUACAACAGGCAGACCUGGAGUUUAUCCGGAAUUAAUGAUGUAAGUGUUAUAUUAGCAGAAUACCAUCCUGUAUUACGUAACAGAGUACAUUGUUUUGUUAAUAUCAAUUUCCUGUACUUUUUGUGCCUGCUGAAAUGCAUGUUUGACCUAAUUUCUGAUCCAGACAUUUGCCUGCUCACAGCCUUGUGUAAGAGCAAUAAGUAAAACCUCAAGAUUUUUGCCUGCGUAUACACGCAUGGUGUGUAUGUUCAUUCCUUUUUAUAAAUAGGAGUUCUGGAAAAGUUUUUGUUCUGGCUUUGGACUGUGACUAGAAUUUUAUAUUUGCAGCUGUCAUAUAUGUUAGAUCACCUAGCUUUUUUGCUGACUUGUGUAGAAAUGAAUUAAAUAGUUUGUUGUAAUGUACAGUGUUAAAAUGUUUCUCAAGUAUGUCAGUAGUCAUACUACUUUAAAAAUGCAGUGCAGUCUGUCCCAUUCCUUGGUUCAACACCUGGCAUUAAAAAGUGAUACUGCUAAUUUUUUUUAUUAUUAUUUUAAAAAACAGCCUUGUCUUUGUAAUUUUUUCUCUGUGGAGAAACACAUUURGACUUGUGCCAAAAUCAUCAGGUUCCAGGUUAGCUGUUGUUCUCUGGUGUCCAGUAAAAAGUCACUGCCCAGUUCCACCAAAAAGAAAGACAGAAACUUACUGUGACACAAUACUGUUCGAGAAACCAAAACUUAUGCUAAAAUGUGUGGGUAAUUAUUCAAGCACCUGCAUUUUUAGAGCACAUUACUCUGUAUGAAUGUGUAUUUAUUUGCUUGUUUAAUAGGAAGGAUGUGUGUGUUGGGGUCCAGCUUCAGCUUUUUUCCUGGAUGGUCCCAACUUCCAUUGUUGGCUUGUGCUUUGCUGGCAAACAGACUUUAGGGUUCACUCUGUGAAAUUUUGUUUAGUGAAUUUUAAAAAUUCAAAAUAUGCAAUUUUGGUAUGCAGGAUUUUUUUAGAAAUUGUGUGUUCAGUGAUUGUUCAUGCUUAACUAAGAUGUAAAGGAGCCUGUAUGUUUUGUAAACAUGGAGCAGUCAUGAGUCCAAAGUUUCAUCUUUAUUAAUGAAGCUCAGUCUGAAUAAAACGUUAGCAGGAAAAGAAUGAUAGCAAGUGAAUUGUGGUUCCUCUUUUACUUUGCCAUCAGAUGAAGAGCAUGGAAUGGAAUUUGGCAGARUUGCUCCGUAUUUUAUGAGAGGGUUGCUUAGAAUCAACACUCRGCGUUUUAAGACUGUGUAAAGUAUGGGUUGUGGUAAAUAAUAAAAGGGCGUUCAUGUUUUAGGUAGUAUGGAAUACAUAACCAGAAUUAUAGCUAAUGACUUCUGAGACGCAAAACUUUUUUUUUGUUUUAAUCAAAAUUUUUAAGUAAACUUUUUUUUGCUUAUGGAAGUGAGGAAUUGUUCCUUUACUUACGCUUGCAUUGUGCAGACUGGUACRCUGGUUCCCUCUUCCCUUGAGCCCCCCUUCCCAGGCACAUUAUUGCUGGAGCCAUGGGCAGCCAGCUUUUUUUGCUAGUGCAGAUGCCUUUCUGGAGUAGAGAUGGUCGAUACUACAUGCUGGUUUUGUUACAUUCACAGCAGGGCUGAAUCAAAAMCAAACAAUUAAUACAUGGUUUGAACUCUACUGUAGGUGUCCCAGAAGCAAAAGCUCCAGGCACCA